Drosophila mauritiana is the source of this 1069-nucleotide messenger RNA. RefSeq names its product neuropeptide CCHamide-2 (gene CCHa2). Gene Ontology annotation, biological process: neuropeptide signaling pathway. The record is from RefSeq and is a predicted model, not a curated record. Lineage: Eukaryota; Metazoa; Arthropoda; Insecta; Diptera; Drosophilidae. The transcript has 4 exons. The coding region runs from base 276 to 686 and encodes 136 amino acids. Gene Ontology annotation, molecular function: neuropeptide hormone activity.
AACGGCCUCAGUCGCUGGCGGGAGCUUGAAAAUGUGAAAUCGCGCUCAGGGAUUCGGCCGGUGGAAUUGCCAUAUCAAGCUGGACUAUUGGCAAGCACAUCCGCCACAACCAUAUCUGUGAUCUGUGAUUAUAUAUAGUAGCCAUCUAACGAGGGAAAGCAAAGCAUUUUAAACUUAAAUACUGAUAGUCGUCGCUGUAACAAGCAAAAAACAAAGAAAACUGCCGUAUAAAUCUCACAAAGCCCAGAUCGGCUAAUCAGUCUGAUUGAGGUAUCAUGAAAUCCACCAUUUCUUUGCUACUGGUCGUCAUCUGCACCGUGGUCCUGGCCGCGCAACAGAGCCAAGCGAAAAAGGGAUGCCAGGCCUACGGUCAUGUGUGCUACGGUGGUCAUGGCAAGCGCUCUCUGAACACCGGAUCCGGGUCUGGAACGGGAGUGGGCGGGGGAAUGGGCGAGGCAGCCUCCGGGGGGCAGGAACCGGACUAUGUGCGUCCGAAUGGCCUACUGCCCAUGAUGGCGCCAAAUGAACAAGUGCCGCCCGAGGGCGACUUUAGUGACUAUCCCGCCCGUCAGGUGCUUUACAAAAUCAUGAGAUCAUGGUUUAACCGACCUCGCCGACCCGCCUCUCGUCUGGGUGAACUGGAUUACCCCUUGGCCAAUUCCGCCGAAUUGAAUGGCGUGAACUAAGGCCGGAAAAGUUAUCAAUACAGAAAUUUCCACAACGUACAGUAAGAACCGGAAAUAAGCCUCAAGAACAAGAGCAACAACAGCAAGAGCUACAGCAACAGCAACAACAACAACAUCAGCGACAACACAUGAAUUACUUAUGAAUGUUAAUUACUUUCGCAACUUGUAUAAAAUGUUUGAUAAAUGUCUACACAUACCAAGCAGUCAAUUUUUAUGCUAAUUGCAUAAGCAUCGAACACAUUAAAAAACCCAACUGAAAUUUUUAGGGGCUGGUAAGGAUUUCAGUGUCAAAAAAAAGGAGCAGACGAGGAAAAAUAAAUCCAAGAAAACGGCAAAGACAGCGUGUUUCACUGUUCAUAUGUUAAAUACAUACGUAUAUUUUA